Messenger RNA from Lipotes vexillifer (Yangtze River dolphin), 915 nucleotides. The record is from RefSeq and is a predicted model, not a curated record. NCBI's taxonomy places the organism in Eukaryota, Metazoa, Chordata, Mammalia, Artiodactyla, Lipotidae.
AUGAUGGAUACAGAAGACACUCAAAAUGUAACUGAACUAGCUCUAGCUUUAGCCAAGAAUGCCAUCGCUGCUGCUAUCAAGUCCAUGGAAGAAGCCGAAAACCCCAUCAAAAAUAUCGACUGGAUCACACAGGGUGAAUUCACAGAAGAAAGGGGCCGUAAACAAAUUGAGGAUUUCAUUUCGAACUGGGAGUAUCAAGGCCGCUGGGUGCACUACACAGAGUUUUUAAAGAGGGAAGAUGCGAUUCACAGCUUCCAGUACAUCUACUGUGUACACUGGAGCGUCCCAACUGCUCGGAGACCCAUAGCACGAACCACUGCCAGCGUCUACUUCACCAUCAAGAUCGACAGAAACAAACCUCCGGAUACACCCAUUGAUGUCUCUUACGUCUUUGAGAGCCAUUCAUUGGUUCACAGCUUUGUGGGAUGCCUGAGGAACUUUCAGUUGGAUUUGAAACCCCUGGACACCGCUUCUGCAAGCUUUGGGGUGUCUCCCUGCUUGGAUGGCUCUUUGGAGAAAGGCAUCUAUUUUUCUCAAGAAGGAGGUCAUGUCAUCCUAGCUAACUCCGUGCUUUUGGGGCCAGAAUUUAAGCUUGUUUUCAGCAUUCGCCCGAGAAGUCUCACUGGAAUUCUAUUUCACAUCGGAAGUCAACCCAGGGAGCUCUUAUGUGUUUAUAUGGAGGCAGGAAAGGUCACGGCCUCUGUGGGCAGUGAGGCAGGUGGGAUCCUGACAUCGGUCACACCAAAGCAAUCUCUGUGUGAUGGACAGUGGCACUCAGUGACAGUCACCAUAAAACAGCACAUCCUGCACCUGAAACUGGACGCAGACUAUAGUUCCACCGCUGGACGGCACCCCCCGUCCCCACUGCCUGCACGCAGGAGCAUCUGCACAUUAGAGGUGUCCCAGCUAAUUUGA